AUGCAGCACUUGUCUGGGCAUCCUGGGGUUGUGACUCUGCUGGCAGUGUAUGAGGAAGCUGAUUGCUCUCAUCUGGUGAUGGAAUUGUGCUCUGGGGGAAAACUUGUCGACCAGAUGUUUAGGGAGGGCACUUGUUCUGAACAGCGGGCUGCUAAUAUACUUAAGGAAGUGAUGUUGGUCAUCAAGUAUUGUCAUGAUAUGGGAGUUGUGCACAGAGAUAUCAAGCCUGAGAAUAUUCUGCUUACUGCUUCGGGGGAAAUAAAGCUUGCUGAUUUUGGCCUGGCCAUGAGAAUUUCUAAGGGUCAGAACUUGACGGGUUUGGUUGGGAGCCCUGCAUAUGUUGCACCAGAAGUGUUGUUGGGUAGAUACUCAGAAAAGGCGGAUAUAUGGAGUGCUGGAGUGCUCCUGCAUGCUCUGUUGAUUGGUUUUCUUCCAUUUAAAGGGGAUUCACAAGAAGCAGUUUUUGAGGCUAUUAAGAAUUCCAAGCUAGAGUUCCAAACCGGGAUGUGGGAAUCAAUAUCUAAACCUGCACGAGAUCUUGUUGGGAGAAUGCUGACAAGGGAUAUUUCAGCAAGGAUAACAGCUGAUGAAGUACUUAGACAUCCAUGGAUAUCUUUCUACACAGAACGUACAUUGAAGAUCCUUCCCGUUGAAUCAAAGUUGAAGCACCAAAAUGGAGCUGCUUGCCACAACUUUGUUGCUGCACCUGAACCUAGGUUAGGAAGAAACAGGAUGGAUGAUGGGUUCCUUAAUGAGGUUUCAAGCCUUUCUUCAUCAUCUGAAAGUUGUAAUUCAGAAUAUCAUAAUGUUUGUGUGUGGAUUGAUGCACUUGCCAAUGCAAUUUCACAUGUAAGGAUAUCUGAACCAAAGAGGAGCAAGUUGUGGGCAGUUCCAAUUCAUCAGCAAGAUGGUAGCGAGGAGUUUGACCUUGAGUCAAUUAUAUAUAGCAAUGGCGUUUACUUUGAAAAUGGAGUUGACAGCUGCUUGCUUAUUUUCACUGAAAAAAAAAGGAAAAAAAAGUACAGCUACUUGUGUUUAGAAGAGGCGAAUCUUAACUACCGGGGGAUAGAUUUUGAAAGGCUAUAA
Gastrolobium bilobum is the source of this 1086-nucleotide messenger RNA. Its product is annotated as serine/threonine-protein kinase PEPKR2-like. Gene Ontology annotation, biological process: peptidyl-serine phosphorylation; intracellular signal transduction; protein autophosphorylation. Lineage: Eukaryota; Viridiplantae; Streptophyta; Magnoliopsida; Fabales; Fabaceae. The transcript is spliced from 4 exons. The coding region runs from base 1 to 1086 and encodes 361 amino acids. Gene Ontology annotation, molecular function: calmodulin binding; calcium-dependent protein serine/threonine kinase activity; ATP binding. Gene Ontology annotation, cellular component: nucleus; cytoplasm. The record is from RefSeq and is a predicted model, not a curated record.